AGUAAACCUUCAAAUUCCCCACUUGUGCAAACCACUAUGGACGUUGUUCCGCCAAAGACCGUUCAUACCGAUUUUCCGGUUAUCGACACCGACCCACACUUCUUCCGCGUGCUUCGUUACGCCCGUCCAUCUGAUUAUGCGGUUGGCGCGGGAACAGCCGUGGCAGGUCCAAUUCUCUUUCUGGCGAUGGACAGAGCACAUCCAUCGCUCUUGCCCAGAGCUGCCAUGGCACAGAGUUUGCGUCUUGUUGCGGCUAUCGGUGUUACCGCGGGGUUUCUACGAUACUACAAGCGAUCCUCAUUGCGAUUCUGGGGAUGGUCGGAAAACGAGCGGGAGGUAGAGAUGGACAUGAGAGAGAUGGUUCAGAAGGUCAAGAACAAGGAGCCCUUAUAUGGAGUUUCUAUGCUUGAUGCACAUAUGCAGGGAGUCGCUGCCCGUAACUCGCGUUACUCCCAGAUAUUCUUCCAUGUCCUACCGUGGUUUAACCUUGUUAAUCACAACCAGCACGGUGUGGAUACAACCAAGUACUUCCGUGCUGCGGAGGAAGAGUUGGAAAUGGAACGUCUCGCCAGAGGAGAAUAAUCAUUACUCUGAAAAACAGGAAUAUACAUCCUAGGCAUCCAUCUCCGGCAGCGUUUAUUGGUAUAUGUAUAAAUAUACAAAGCAUACAUAUCAAGGAACAAUUUUCCCCCAGCCCA
This is a messenger RNA of Tuber melanosporum (Perigord truffle), 698 nucleotides long. RefSeq lists its product as uncharacterized. The record is from RefSeq and is a predicted model, not a curated record. The transcript has 5 exons. Lineage: Eukaryota; Fungi; Ascomycota; Pezizomycetes; Pezizales; Tuberaceae. Bases 37 to 582 code for a protein of 181 amino acids.